GACAAAAAACGCAAAGAGCUCGAGGAAGCGCAGGAGCUCCGGCUCAAUCUCCAAGGCUUCGGGCUCGGACUCCGGGAGGCCACCCAGGCCCAGGCCCAGGGCCCCACCCGGCGCGCUGCUCCCCCACACCGAGGCGACGAGGAGUUCUUCAAACUCUUCGCGCCGCUCUGCCGGGCCCUGCCAGAGCUCCCGAAACUUCCAGUGCUCUCCCUCUGGCUCGGCGAACACGGCAGCCGCUUCGGUUCCGGCCUCGGCGGCCCUUUCCGGAGCGCGCGGAGCGGAGAAGAAGAAACCCUCUCCUCCCUUCCGCUGGCAGGCGAUGACGAGGCCCGGGACCUGGCCGCGGGCCUCGGCCAACAAACGGAGCUGGAGCGGCUGACGUUGGAGCUGUGGCAAAACUCCCUGGGCCGGGGGCCUCAGCUGCGCGCUCCGCGUUCCGCUUUUUGGAUUUCCAGCUUGUUGGCAGCCGCCUCCCACUUGGGGGUUGGGCCUGCAGGUGUUUCCGAGUCUUGGAUUCACGCGGCGGCUUUCUUGAGAUUUCCGCCGCCAAUUUCCUUCCCCUUCGCUGUGCCUCGCGAUGAGGGCGCAAAGGCCGUGGCCUCCGCCCUCGCCCGGCUGACGGAGCUCAAGGAGCUCGGGUUGUACCUGGCUUGGAACAAGAUCGGUUCAGGCGAUCGAAGCCUUGGAUCCCUGUUCUCAGUGAAGCCCAUCCCCAUGCCGAAGUUUGAAGAGACGGGCGAUGCUGGCGCCACCGCAGUCGUGGAGAGCCUUCGAGAGCUGCCGCAGCUCACGGAGGUCGGGGUUUAUCUGGAGAAAAACGACCUUGGCAAUGAGGAGCAGAAGAAACUCCGGGCCACCUUCGAUGCGCUGCCGGUGCGCCUCAGCCUCGGCGCGCUGGUGGUGGCCUUUGUCCCGAGCGCCUCGGAUCUGGCGCCGAAAAAGGCAGAGGUCGCGCCGUGGUGGUAUGCCAAGCGCAUCUCUCCCUGGGCUGCGCUUGGCUUCAUCCUUGGCUUGGGAACCUUCGCCUUGCCGCAGGCGAUCUUUGCAUAG
Molecule: messenger RNA, 1050 nt
Organism: Symbiodinium necroappetens
Lineage: Eukaryota; Dinophyceae; Suessiales; Symbiodiniaceae
Source: the annotation of a GenBank genome assembly